AGUUAGAGAAUCAGCUGGAGAAACAAAAACAGAAAGGAAUGGCUGAGGAGCGACAUUUCACACUGCAGAGACGACGGUGUGACUGGGGCUAAACAACGACCGGACACGGCUCGGUCUUCAAAGACGAGCAGUCCAGCAGAGUGUCAGGGACGGUAGAAGUAAGCAGGGAAUCAUCUGCCUGAAGGAAAGUCGCGGGACUGCUGCACGGAGGAUGCUGCCUUUGACAGAACCUCCAAUUUUUUAUGCGGAUCCAUAGAUCUUCCCGAGCAAAUCCAGCCUCGCUUUCACUGCUGCCUUUUAAAAUAAUUUUCACAAUCAUUUUUGUUUACGGAAAUCACCUCCAGCGCCCCACUAAGAGGAUCCCGGGUCGAGAAGCGGGCGGAGUGGCAUGUGGGUCAAUUCUGGAACAGUCGGAAGGGCCCUCUCCAUGGAUAUAGACACAGAUUAUGAGCGGCCGAAUGUCGAGACCAUAAAGUGUGUGGUGGUGGGGGACAACGCAGUGGGUAAGACCCGGCUGAUCUGCGCCCGUGCCUGCAACGCCACCCUCACACAGUACCAAUUGCUGGCCACCCACGUGCCCACAGUCUGGGCUAUUGACCAGUACCGCGUGUGCCAGGAGGUCCUGGAAAGGUCACGAGAUGUGGUGGAUGAGGUCAGCGUUUCGCUGCGGCUGUGGGAUACCUUUGGGGACCACCAUAAGGACCGACGCUUCGCCUAUGGCAGGUCUGAUGUGGUUGUGCUGUGUUUUUCACUGGCCAACCCCAACUCUCUGCGCCAUGUCCGGACCAUGUGGUUCCCAGAGAUCAAGCAUUUUUGCCCCCGCACCCCUAUUGUCCUGGUGGGCUGCCAGCUGGACUUGCGAUAUGCUGACCUCGAGGCUGUCAACCGGGCACGCCGCCCUCUGGCCAAGCCCAUUAAGCCAACAGAUAUCUUGCCCCCUGAGCGAGGCCACGAGGUAGCCAAGGAGCUGGGUGUGCCGUACUAUGAGACCAGCAUUGUGGCCCAGUUUGGGGUAAAGGAUGUCUUUGACAAUGCUAUCCGAGCAGCACUCAUCUCCCGUCGCCACUUGCAAUUCUGGAAGUCUCACCUGAAGAAGGUCCAGCGACCCCUUCUGCAGGCACCUUUCCUGCCCCCACGCCCCCCUAGGCCCAUAGUGGGCAUACCGGAUCCCCCUGCUGUGGAUGGAGAAGGGCUGGAAUCACUCUUCUGCAAAGCCCUCUGCGCAGAUGUUGUGUUCCUCCUGAAGGGUGGCUCCACCCAUGUCUUUGCCCAUAGAAUCUACCUGGCCACUUCAUGCUCCAAGUUUUAUGACCUUUUCACCUUGGACCUUGAAGCACCAGCAGAAGGCAGGGAGGGAGAUGAACUUGCAGGUGGAGGGGAGGAAGAGGAGCAGAGUCGAAGGGGAGCAAAAGAACAGGCUGGGCGGACAAAGAGUCUGGACAUAGACAAAGACCGGGAAGGGGGCUCCAGUGACUGCAAGCAGUCCCUUUUGCCCCAGCAGAGAUCACUGAGGACCUCUCAGAGUGACAACUCCCUCCCAGUCAGCAGUCAGUGCUCUACAGGGUCUGUAGGGCUGGGACGUACUCUUUCCAGUUGGGGACGUGGCUUCCUCAGUGUCCGCCUGGAGCAUGUGGAGGAUCCUGUGACUCAUCGACUAAGGCUUAUGACAGUGGUGUCCAUGGACGGCCUGAUUCAGGAAGGGCCCUUCCGGGCAGUGCUGCAGUACCUCUACACAGGGAACCUGGAUGAGGGUAGGGGAGAUCUGAUGCAGGUAGCCACCAUUGCAGAACUGCUGGAAGUGUUUGACUUGCGCAUGAUGGUGGCCAACGUGCUCAACCGUGAGAGCUUCAUGAACCAGGAGAUCACCAAGGCCUUUCACGUGCGCCGGGCCAACCGCAUCAAGGAGUGCCUCAGCAAGGGUACCUUUGCUGAUGUUGUGUUCCGUCUUGAUGAUGGCUACCUCCCUGCUCACAAACCUUUGCUCAUCUCCAGCUGUGACUGGAUGGCAGCCAUGUUCCGGGGGUCCUUCAUGGAGAGCUACAUUGAGGAGGUGUCCAUCCCCAGCACCAGCAGUGCCUGUAUGCGUGCCGUGUUGGAGUAUCUGUACUGCGGCCUACUGAUGCCCAGCCCCGACCUGCAACCCAUGGAGCUUAUUGUGCUAGCCAACAGACUAUGUCUGCCCCGUCUCGUGGCCCUCACGGAGCAGUAUGCUGUCGAAGAGUUGUUGCAGUUGUCCUUGAAGGGGAUGGACAUUGAUGGACAGGUUUUGGCGUAUCUGGAGAUGGCUCAGUUUCACAAUGCCAAGCAGCUGUCAGCAUGGUGUCUACACCACAUCUGCACCAAUUACAACACUGUAUGUCGCAAGUUCCCCAAGGACAUGAAGGCCAUGUUACCAGAGAACCAGAAGCAUUUUGAGAAGCACCGCUGGCCUCCCGUCUGGUUCCUGAAGGAGGAAGACCGCUACCUGCGCGCUCAGAAGGAUCGGGAGUGUGAGGAGGAGAUCCUGCGCAAGCAGCACACCAAGCGUGGCUGGUGCUUCUGGAGAAACUCGUCUUCCCCCACAUCCCACGUCUCCUGAGCCACCAGCCCCCUCUCCCUCCUCACUGACCCAGCCAACUGUCCUGUGUGUCUUGCUCCUCCUCCCUCCCUCCUCCAGUCUACAAGACCAAACCACACCCAGCAGAGCACUGGAGGGGAUCAUCACCUCCAUGCCCACAUCCCCAGGUGAUGUUACCUGGCCCACUCAUGCAGGUAGUAGCUCAGGGCCUCCCCUGUGCUAACAGUUGUUUCAAAGUGACACUCAGCAGGAUGGGAGUACGUGGUGUCGCCCGGCAGGUGGCAGGACUUCUGUGAAGUGGUCUUGGGAUUGUGAGCUCCGAGACACCACAGAAGGUUUGAGGCAGCCUAUAAGGCCAAAUUGCCUUCCUCUUUUUCGACUGUUAAAUAUGAGCACUGGUAAAAAACCAGAGCCCUGGCUACUCUCACCCAUGCGCUGCAGGGUGGAAAAAAAGCAGAUAAUGUAAUGCCAUUGUUGUGAUUUUCGCUGUGUGGAGAA
Messenger RNA from Scleropages formosus (Asian bonytongue), 3055 nucleotides. RefSeq names its product Rho related BTB domain containing 4 (gene rhobtb4). The coding region runs from base 389 to 2578 and encodes 729 amino acids. The transcript has 11 exons. NCBI's taxonomy places the organism in Eukaryota, Metazoa, Chordata, Actinopteri, Osteoglossiformes, Osteoglossidae. The record is from RefSeq and is a predicted model, not a curated record. Gene Ontology annotation, biological process: small GTPase-mediated signal transduction. Gene Ontology annotation, molecular function: GTP binding; protein binding; GTPase activity.